AUGUCGUACAUCAAAUUAAUAUAUCUAUUGGGGCUACUUCUUUUUCAUGCCUCAUCUAUCCAAGCUGAAUCUACCACAUUAUAUCAAGCAACGACCGGUGGUAUUGGAUGCCAGUAUGGAGAACAAGCAGCAAGUGAUGAUGGCUUUGGAGUUACAUUUUAUUCAUAUCCAUACGAUGAUACAGAAGCAGGUAACACUAUCGAUGGAAGUGUCAGUACUGCAUUCUUUCAAACAGGAUACUCCAAAUAUGAUCUUAUUGGUGUGACCUCUGGUGUGACCGUUCCGACAAUCAAUUAUUCCGGUAACGAAGCCACGACAGCUACCUCUGAUUUAUAUGGAGUCGGUGUGACUAUGAUGCAUUUCUUCUUGGAGUUAGACGGCUAUUUCUACGCAACUGUCUCUGGUGUGUAUACAUUGAAGCUUGAUAACAUAGACGAUUUUGCAGCUAUAUGGUUUGGUUCUGGACUACCAUGCUGCGGGGAGACAACCGACAGUGAUGAUGAAGCUGCUCCUGAUUUUGCUACUGGAAGAAGUGACGGAACUGAUUCCAAUGGCGGUUCAAAGUAUUCCAUCUAUUUGUCAGCAGGUUCUUAUUAUCCUAUCAAAGUGAGAUAUGUUAAUGUCAGAAAUGCGGCAGACCUCCUUUUCAGUGUUGUCGAACCUUCUGGUAAUGAAAUAACAGACUUUAGUGGAUAUGUAUACCAGUUCGUUACCAUUGACAGCUCAUGCAAAACUGUUACAGCUACGCUACCGUUUGAAACCACUACAAUUACGACUAAUGUUCCAUCCACUACGACUUCGACAGUACCAACAACAGUUACAACAAAUGGCAAAACUAUAACCACCACUAUUGUUAUUGUGGAGGAGCCACAACUCUCUACUACUACUGUGACAACUGACGUAACAUCCGUCACCACCACUACUGCAGCCACUACAUACACGUCUGAUGAUCAGACUAUAACUAGUAGUAUUGUUGUUGUGGAGGAGCCACCACUCUCUACUAUUACUGUGACAACUGACGUAACAUCCGUCACCACCACUACUGCAGCCACUACAUACACGUCUGAUGAUCAGACUAUAACUAGUAGUAUUGUUGUUGUGGAGGAGCCACCACUCUCUACUACUACUGUGACAACUGACGUAACAUCCGUCACCACCACUACUGCAGCCACUACAUACACGUCUGAUGAUCAGACUAUAACUAGUAGUAUUGUUGUUGUGGAGGAGCCACCACUCUCUACUACUACUGUGACAACUGACGUAACAUCCGUCACCACCACUACUGCAGCCACUACAUACACGUCUGAUGAUCAGACUAUAACUAGUAGUAUUGUUGUUGUUGAAGAACCACCACUUUCUACAACUACUGUGACAACUGAUGUCAGUGUUGUCACUACCACUACUGAGGCUACAACUUACACAUCUAAUGGUAAGCAAGUUAUUGAUAACGUUGUGCUUGUGGAGGAGCCACUACUUUCAACUACUACGGCUACUACUGAUGUUAGUUCAGUCACCACCACUACUGCAGCCACUAUAUACACUUCUGAUGAUCAGACUAUAACUAGUAGUGUUGUUGUUGUGGAGGAGCCACCACUCUCUACUACUACAGUGACAACUGACGUGACAUCCGUCACCACCACUACUGCAGCCACUGCAUACACGUCUGAUGAUCAGACUAUAACUAGCAGUAUUGUUAUUGUGGAGGAGUCAUCACUUUCAACUAUCACCGUGACAACUGAUGUUAGUUCAGUCUCCACCACUACUGCAGCUACCACAUACACAUCUGGUGGUAAGCAAGUUAUUGGCAACGUUGUGCUUGUGGAAGAACCACUACUCUCUACUACUACAGUUACUACUGAUAUUAGUUCAGUCACCACUACUACUGCAGCCACUAUAUACACGUUUGAUGAUCAGACUGUAACUAGUAGUAUUGUUGUUGUAGAAGAGCCAUCAAGUACUAAUGAUUAUAGUACUACAACAACACUCUCAACCACAACAGUGACUACUGAUGUGACAUCCGUCACAACUACUACUGCAGUCACCACAUACACGUCUGAUGAUAAUACUAUAACUAGUAGUGUUGUUAUUGUUAAAGAGCCAUCAACAUCUUUCUUGAGUUCCUCUACAUCUGCCUUAUUGUCUUCAAGUUCUGUUGACUCUGAGACAUUCGCAUUCUACGGCAACUCAACAUCAUCCACAGAUGUACCAGUUGACAACGGAGUGAUAUCAACAAUAACUAUUUCAACAGAUGUUGAGUGCUCAUCAACAUUAACUAAAACUACUGUUCUAACACAGAAUGGAAAGACCACUACAGCAAAUAUUGUGCUUGUUGAAGAGCCAAAGAUUUCUGAAGGUGGUACUUUAGAUAAUCCAGCAUCAGCAUCAGCAACCCAAGCGCCAACAACAACAACAACAACAACAACACUGGAAACAAUAACCAGUAGUACAAAAGGAUUCGGUUUUGCAAGUACUUAUGAUAGUUCCAAUGAAUCUGGAUCAGGAUCAUUGUCAAAUAAUGUCGGUAGCACUGCAAGUGCGGCAUUAUUAACAACAGAAGCUGCUGGCUCAGGCAAUUCUCCUUCAACUACAGUCAAUAUUGAAAAUACUACAAAACAAUCAACUGAGAAAUCUGUUACAGUUCCAAAUGAUCAAUAUUUGUCGGUGGCUAGUGAAGAAAAGAAUUCGGAUAUAUAUGCAAACCCUACUUCGACGUCAUCGGAAAUAUCUGCUUUAUCACCUGAGGUAUCGAUUUAUGAAGGUAGAGCAGCAACCACCGAAUAUGGCAUCCAGAUGAUAUUUACAAUUCUUGCAGUUAUGCUAAUGGGAUUGUAA
Messenger RNA from Brettanomyces bruxellensis, 2832 nucleotides. RefSeq lists its product as uncharacterized. The record is from RefSeq and is a predicted model, not a curated record. The coding region runs from base 1 to 2832 and encodes 943 amino acids. The transcript has a single exon. Lineage: Eukaryota; Fungi; Ascomycota; Pichiomycetes; Pichiales; Pichiaceae.